AUGGGUCAUGUCAAGCUUGCAAACUACUCGCUCGCAUAUAAGCGCAUCAAGAAUGCCGCAUUCCAUGACCCAGGAACACGCAGCACAGUGCUCUUCUUUGUCGCAGCGGACGUCGACGCUAUAUGUGCGUUCAGGAUGUGGGCGAUGCUACUAAAAUCAGAUUGUAUUAGCUAUGUCGUUAUCCCGGUCGCGAGUAUGGAGGAUAUUCAAUCCGAAGCAAAGACGAUGAGUAGCUCAAUCCGUUCAAUCUUGAUGCUGAACUGUGGUGGCCUCUUCAAUUUGGAAGAUUAUAUCGAGCUAUCUGAGGAAAUCACUAUCUAUGUUCUUGACAGUCAUCGACCUAUUAAUCUUCGGAAUGCGUUCUGGAACAACGAAGUUAUUGUAUUUCACGAAAAUGAUCUAGAUAAGGAGCUUUUGCAGGAAAAAGAAGCCAUCAUUUUCACGGAAGAAAAUGAAUAUGUAUCGAGGAAUGGACGAGGACCUAAUUCAGACGAUGAAGAUGAUGAAGAUGAUGUUGAUGAAGAGGAGGCAGAGAGCGAAAAUGACGACGGACCUAACAGUGACGACGAACUGGAAGAGAGGCAUCGACGUCAACGGAGGCGUACUGGAAUUGACUCGGAAGUAGUACCGACAGAUUUAAACCGUCAAUGGAAAGCAGCACGCGCAAUCGUUGUAGAAUAUAUGUCUCGAGGUUCUGUCUAUGGAACAUCAAUAUCUAAUCAGACCUAUAUGAUGGCAACACAGCUAGAUCGUACAUCGACCGACUUGCUUUGGCUAGCAAUUGUUGGUUUGACUUCGCAAUAUACAAAUGAACAAAUUGGACACAAAGACUACCUGGAGACGGUGCAAAUAUACAAAGAUGAGUCGGAGCGACUAAUGCCUGUCUCCAGGCAAGCACGAGGUAGUGGAUCAAGUUUACCGGAUGACGCCGUCUUGGCGACAGUGAUGACUACUACUCCAGAAGACGGCAUCAUUCGCUGUGCUGAGGAGUAUAGAUUUAUGAUGGUUCGCCAUUGGUCUUUAUACGAAAGUAUGUAUCACUCCAGCUAUGUUGCCUCACGUCUAGGCAUCUGGCGUGAGCCUGGACGAAAGCGCCUGCAGGCACUGUUUGCUAAAAUGGGUUUUUCGUUAGAGGAAUGUAAUCAGGUGUUUGCGCACAUGAGUAUUGAUCUAAAAAAGAUCUUGAAGGAUCGAUUAGAGGCUGUGGCACCAGAAUAUGGGCUGUAUGAAAUUCUGUACACAUCAUUUACACGGUCGUAUGGAUACCGUGGUCUGAUAAGCGCCAGUGAUGUUGUAUAUUCAGUCACCAGUCUCUUGGAGUCAUCACCAGAGGCAUUAGUGGCACUUGGAUAUAGAUCAGAACGUAUAGCAGAGGAGACGCUAGGUGUAGGUGUGAUAGCCAAUAUUGGUGAUAAGCAAGACAGCACAGCAAAUGGAUCAACGACAUCAUGGUGGCAUGACAACUUUUUCAAGGCAUGUGAUUCAUUAGAAGCUGCUGGGGGAGAGAAUGACCAACUUCGGCAGGGAUUACGAUUAUGUAUGGAGAUACAGAAGGCAGUUGUUCGUCAGGCAGUCGCAAUUAUUGAGAAGCAGGUUAUCAUCACACUAUCAUCAUGUCGUGUCGCCACUCUCAAAGAUGGCCCUGAUUUACCUAUUUUUUGGAACCCACUGACGCUUAACAAAUUGGCUCAGUUUCUGGUCUAUGCCAUCAGGGAAUAUGGAAGUCGAAAAGCGGGACACAAACCAAUUUCACUUGUGGUUGCAGUUCUCAAAGAAGAAACACAAACAUUUAUAGUGACUGGAGUACAGGGAGCGCCGGUGAUUGGCGAGGUUAUUCCCAAUAAAUUCGGGGCUGUUUUUGAAAGGAUAUCAUACAACGAAAAAAUUCCAGUGAAAAGCCUAGGAUUUGACAAGUCUGUAAUUGAGAUUGACCGCGAUGACCUGGAGACAUUUAUGAAGUCAAUCGGUAGGUAUAUGCGGUAA
This is a messenger RNA of Lobosporangium transversale, 1983 nucleotides long. RefSeq names its product CDC45 family. Gene Ontology annotation, molecular function: DNA replication origin binding; single-stranded DNA binding; chromatin binding. Bases 1 to 1983 code for a protein of 660 amino acids. The transcript is spliced from 8 exons. Gene Ontology annotation, cellular component: DNA replication preinitiation complex. The record is from RefSeq and is a predicted model, not a curated record. NCBI's taxonomy places the organism in Eukaryota, Fungi, Mortierellomycota, Mortierellomycetes, Mortierellales, Mortierellaceae. Gene Ontology annotation, biological process: mitotic DNA replication preinitiation complex assembly; DNA replication initiation; double-strand break repair via break-induced replication.